GAUCUGAUUAGACCGGUUUUAACGGAGGAGGACACCGGGUUCCCGAACUCCUUACGGCCGUCUGAAAGAGAGGAACGCCGGCUUGUCACGUCCACUCCGCGGAACACCGACUUCGGCCUGUGAGGAGGUGAAGGUGGAGGGGCGGCACAGAACCGGGCCAGGACCGAGUAGAACCGCUGUGAGCUGUAAGCAAGCACGGCAGGGAGGGGGGGCGACCCGGAUCCACACCAAGUUCCAGCGAGCCGGGUCAUCCGGACCGAGACCUCAUGAAUGGAAAUCGGAACAACAGGAGCCCACGCCUUGUUCACGUUGCCGCGGCGGCCCGGAUAUGGCUCCAUCGGGAAACCCAUCAAGCUCCUGGCCAACUGCUUCCAGGUGGAGAUCCCCAAGAUCGACGUCUACCUGUACGAGGUGGACAUCAAGCCUGAGAAAUGUCCCCGACGGGUCAACAGGGAGGUGGUGGACUCCAUGGUGCAGCACUUCAAGGUGACCAUCUUCGGCGACCGGCUGCCGGUCUACGACGGGAAGAGGAGUCUGUACACGGCGAGCCCGCUGCCUGUGGCCACCGCGGGGGUGGAUCUGGACGUCACGCUGCCGGGCGAAGGAGGGAAGGACCGCCCCUUCAAGGUCAACAUCCGCUUCGUGUCGCUGGUCAGCUGGCACCUGCUGCACGAAGUCCUGAACGGACGGGCCGGUUCAGAACCGCUGGACCUGGACAAGCCGCUCAGCACCAACCCGGUCCACGCCGUGGACGUCGUCCUGCGACACCUGCCCUCCAUGAAGUACACCCCUGUGGGACGGUCCUUCUUCUCCUCCCCGGAGGGCUACGACCACCCGCUGGGCGGAGGGAGGGAGGUCUGGUUCGGGUUCCAUCAGUCGGUCCGGCCCGCCAUGUGGAAGAUGAUGCUCAACAUCGACGUUUCAGCCACGGCCUUCUACAAAGCUCAGCCCGUCAUCCAGUUCAUGUGUGAGGUCCUGGACAUCCACAACAUGGACGAGCAGCCGCGCUCGCUGCCGGACUCCCACAGGGUCAAAUUCACCAAAGAGAUCAAAGGUCUUAAGGUGGAGGUGACCCACUGUGGAAGCAUGCGCAGGAAGUACAGAGUGUGUAACGUCACCCGCCGGCCGGCCAGCCUGCAGACGUUUCCUCUGCAGCUGGAGAACGGCCAGACGGUGGAGCGCACCGUGGCUCAGUACUUCAGGGAGAAGUACAGCCUGCAGCUGAAAUACCCCCACCUGCCCUGCCUGCAGGUGGGCCAGGAGCAGAAGCACACCUACCUGCCGCUGGAGGUGUGCAACAUCGUCCCCGGUCAGCGCUGCAUUAAGAAGCUAACAGACAACCAGACGUCCACCAUGAUCAAAGCCACGGCCCGCUCCGCUCCGGACAGGCAGGAGGAGAUCAGCCGCCUGGUGAGGAGCGCCAACUACGAGGCGGACCCGUUCGUGCAGGAGUUUCAGUUCCGAGUGCGUGACGAGAUGGCUCAGGUGACGGGCCGCGUCCUGCCGGCCCCCAUGCUGCAGUAUGGCGGCAGGGUGAGCUCUGAACCCUUUAUGAACCGCACGGUGGCCACGCCCAGCCACGGCGUGUGGGACAUGAGGGGGAAGCAGUUCCACACCGGGGUGGAGAUCAAGAUGUGGGCCAUCGCCUGCUUCGCCACCCAGAGGCAGUGCAGAGAGGAGAUCCUCAAGAGCUUCACAGAGCAGCUGAGGAAGAUCUCUAAGGACGCUGGGAUGCCCAUCCAGGGCCAGCCGUGCUUCUGUAAAUACGCGCAGGGCGCCGACAGCGUGGAGCCCAUGUUCAGGCACCUGAAGAACACCUACGCCGGGCUGCAGCUCAUCAUCGUCAUCCUGCCGGGGAAAACGCCCGUCUACGCGGAGGUGAAGCGGGUCGGGGACACGCUGCUGGGCAUGGCCACCCAGUGCGUCCAGGUGAAGAACGUGGUGAAGACGUCUCCUCAGACGCUGUCCAACCUCUGCCUGAAGAUCAACGUCAAGCUGGGAGGCAUCAACAACAUCCUGCUUCCAAACCAGCGACCGUCGGUGUUCCAGCAGCCAAUCAUCUUCCUCGGAGCGGACGUCACUCAUCCUCCUGCCGGCGACGGGAAGAAGCCGUCGAUCGCUGCGGUGGUCGGCAGCAUGGACGCCCACCCCAGCAGGUACUGCGCCACGGUCCGGGUCCAGAGGCCCAGGCAGGAGGUCAUCCAGGACCUGGCCUCCAUGGUCAGGGAGCUCCUGAUCCAGUUCUACAAGUCGACGCGGUACAAGCCGACCCGGAUCAUCUUCUACAGGGACGGCGUGUCUGAGGGGCAGUUCAGACAGGUGCUGCACUACGAGCUGCUGGCCAUCAGGGAGGCGUGCAUCAGUCUGGAGAAGGAGUACCAGCCGGGGAUCACCUUCAUCGUGGUCCAGAAGCGUCAUCACACGCGGCUCUUCUGCGCCGAUCGCAACGAGCGGGUGGGACGAAGCGGGAACAUUCCUGCAGGAACCACCGUGGACACGGACAUCACUCACCCUUAUGAGUUUGACUUCUACCUGUGCAGCCACGCUGGGAUCCAGGGAACCAGCCGGCCGUCCCACUACCACGUCCUCUGGGACGACAACUGCUUCACCGCAGACGAGUUCCAGCUGCUCACCUACCAGCUGUGCCACACCUACGUCCGCUGCACCCGCUCCGUCUCCAUCCCCGCGCCGGCCUACUACGCCCACCUGGUGGCCUUCCGCGCGCGCUACCACCUGGUGGACAAGGAGCACGACAGCGCCGAGGGAAGCCACAUCUCGGGCCAGAGCAACGGCAGGGACCCGCAGGUUCUGGCCAAGGCCGUGCAGAUCCACCACGACACCCUGAGGACCAUGUACUUCGCCUGAGCCCGGCGGCGACCCGCUGCUCCCUCCUGACGUUCCGUAACGUGCUGUGAAGGAAACGGCCGGGUAGAACUGGUAGAGACGAAGCGGUUCUGAUCCGCCGACUGGGCUGCUUGGUGCGGGCAGGAGGUGAAACUCUGCCAGCAGGAACCCCAUGAGGCUUUUUACCGUGAGCCGAGGAGCUCCUGGAGCUCACUUUGUGUUUUCCUCCUCCUGAUAUUUAUGGAUCUUUGUCUCUUUUUAACUUAAAUCCUCCUGAUUUCAGAUCUUUCAGUUUAGAAACUGACGUAACGGUUUUGGACGGUGCAAUAAGGUUUACGGCAGCAGCUUCCGUCUGUGCACUGAAACGGUUUUCAAACGGCGCCCGAAACCCCGCGUCCCGAUUGGUCGUCUGCGUCAAAGUGCCUGAUUGGGUUAACGAGCGAUCGGCCGGUGCAAACGGAACGUUCCGAUUGGACGGGCUGUUCCGCUGACGUCUCCGUUCCGAUUGUUUCCUCCAGUUUUCUGCUAAUCAAUCAUCAAACUAAACAUCUUCAAACCCAAGAUGCCAAACUUGUUCCCCUGCCAGGUGUGACACCUGGGCGGGUCGGUCGCCGUUUGUCGCCGCAGCGAGUCUAAGAUCACGUUGGUUCCGGGUCGGUAUCUGUGUGGUUCGGCGUCUCGUUAUGCAAUAAGGUUCCGAUUUCUUUUCUGUUUGUUUGUUUUUGUUUUGUUUUGUUGGGUUUUCUGCCGCAGUGCCGCUGAGCCUCUUCACUUUAAUCCUAACGAAGCUGUCGGGGCUUCAUCACUCGGACCAAACCUACGUGCCUGCUCGCUCACGGCUUCGUGCCGAUUGGCUCGCCACGUCCAGCUGCUGUUAGAAACGACACACACAUCUUCUGGCGCCUCGCGACGUGGUUCUGGUGCUUCAUCAGACGUUCUCUUCGGUUCUUCGCCGUGAACCCAUCAGAACCGCGCGUUCCCGUCUGCCUCUACUUUUACUUGAAGAAUAUUUGAAGUCGUAAAAAAACGUGUUUGACUGGAUUUGAAGGUGGGGACUGAGAACGGACCUCCAGAACCUGUAGGCGGGACGUUCUCUCACAGAUGCCUUUAUUCUCCUUAAACUGAAGCAUUUUGAAGUCUGAAUGAAGAUAUAUUUAUAAUUAUAGAUAUUAACCAAAUGCAUGCUUAGCCACUUUUUAUCAAAGACAAAAAAAGGACCUAUUUAAUAAAAGAGUUUAGGGAUUAUAAUCAGAGUUUAUUAAAUUAAUAUUUAGAAAUCAGGAGUUUUAAAUUUUCUCAGCCUGUCGGAUAAAGACGAUGAAUUCAAGUUUGUUUGUUGGUAGAAAAAUAGAUAAAAGCCGUGAUUUUUGUUUCGUUUUGGGUCAGAUUCUGUUUGGAUUAAAGCGAAAUAAUUAUGUUUUUAUGAAAUUCAACCUGGACCUGCAUGGACGCCGUCUCAGAUCAAACUGUCCAAUCAGACGGGGCUUGCUUUGGUUCUGGAACUAAACUGGGUUUUACAGAAAUUCUGCAGCUUUCUGGUUCUGGUAUCUGAACGGUAUUUUUAUUUCAUGUUUUUUAGUUUUUUGUCCCUUUCAGGGCCUGGAGCAGCUUAACUGAUGCACCUUAGCUGUGAUUGGCCAGUUUGAAUCAGCGUCGUCCAAUCAGGUUCAGGUAUGAAGGAACGGUGGAGUUUGAACUUUGAGCUGCGAGUUUAGGGCCGUGCUUCUUUUUACAGAAAGAUUUUAUUUUGAGAAACUUGUUUUUGCUUUCAAAUAAUUGAAAUAUGAGCCAAAGUUACAAAGGAUGAGCAGAAAUUAACUUUUUUUUUAUUUUUAUUUUUUUUUUAUUUUUUUUAUGAAGAACUGAGAAAUGCUGGAAAGCAAAAAUGAAACAACCGACUAUUCUUAUAACAUUACUGUACAGUUAUUAAAAAUACAAUUUUUAGAUUUAAAGAAAUGUGCAGCUAAGCAGGUGUAUGUGUACAGAUGUGGACCAAAUCGUUGGUAUCCUUCUGUUAAUGAGGGAAAAACCCACAGUGGUCACUAAAAUAACUAGAAACUUACAAAAGUUAAAAAUAAAUUAAACUUUACUGAAAAUUAACCAAUGACGUUACUUUAGAAUCGUGGUUCAACAGAAUCACUAAAACAAAAUAAAUAACCCAAAUCAAACCGGCCUGGACAUAAACGAUGGCACCUGUAGCUUAAUAUUUAGUAAAACAUUUAUCUUCCUGUCACUCUCAGCCGUUUUUUAAGUCCACGCUGAGAGCAGCAGCUGAAACUGAAGCUCACUGGAUGCAUAAACACUAGAAAUGUGCAGCCAGAAAAAAAUAAAAAUAAAUGUGCAGCCAGCAAGAGGAAACGAGCGCAUAGCGGCGUUAGAUGAGAACGUCAGUGAUUGGCCUGCGGCCCAACCAAUGGAUAAGGUGAUCCCCCAUAACAUGAAGCCAGAAAAUAUUGUCCACUGUACCUUUAAUGAUAUAAACCCCUAAACCAAAUACUGCAAACACCUACAUACAGUAAGCUAGUUGCACUAGCAGACAUUCUUGCACAUUAAGUCAAUAAUUUAGCAUUCUUAGCUGUCUGAAAACAACUUUUAUGAGUAAACAAAUGGAAAACUGUUGUUUUUAGAGUUUUUACACAUAGCAAGCCUGCUAAGCGAGGUUAAAACUGUAUUAAGGUCGCUUUAGCUAAAUGAGCCACAAUCAGCGUCACACUCACCACCGUCUGGAUUCCUUUCCCCUUUGUCUUUUUACUUUUUAAGCUUUUAGAACGAUAAUUAAUUUUAAUUUAGACUGAGUUGAUGCUGCGGUCAGCCGGGCUCCAUGUUUACCUAAGAACGCAGCACUUUCUGUGGGGGGGGCUGUCAAUGCAACGUUUCUGCUGGGAGACCCGGACCCGUCCUGUAAAAGGCGUCGGCGUUUUGACUCCAGUCCAGUUUACGGUUCUGUUUGAUAUAAAUAUGAUUUAAAACGAUUAUUUAUUAAUAAACAACGGCUCAUAUUUUAAUUAUUUAGUUUAUCUUAUGGCUCAUUUCUAAAAGCGAAUGUUGUGUCCAGUAUAUUCUGACCCGUUUUUAAGUUUUCUGCUGAUGUCAUUCUUAUGUUUUUUUUUUUUGCGUUUAUCAUGUAAAACUUUAAAAAGAGGUGCUUUUUAUUAAAAGUUGAUUUUUAAACAGAACUGAACUUAAAGGUUCUGGGAAAGUUGCCGUGAAGAGAAUCAGAACAACGGCUCACUUCUUUGGCCCAUGAUCGUGUUGUAAAAGUGAUUCUGCUGCGGUUCUGACGACCCGGUCCGUCAGCUUCUCCUCCUGGUUCUGUUUUCAUUAGAGGGAAGGUUCUGAAGUUUACCGUUGGACCGUUACAGACUGUGCCUUCGCUGAUGGUGCUGAUAAAGUUCUGUGACCCUGCUGUGCACUGUGUCCAUGUGUCGUAAUAUUUGUGCAAAGCCAAGUGGAUGAAAAAUUAUGCAGAACUUGAACGGACCGGACCGGACCAAAAGGCCCGUGAGUGAUCAUAGAAGCUCUGGAGCACAACCGGAAACCAAACCCCUCCGUCGGUACCGAGUGGGUCCGUGUGGAUGUGAUGUAGCAUUAUUUAUUUCACAGCUUUGGUGUCUGGGCUGCAGCGCCCCCUGGUGUCGAUUCCUCCUUCAUGUUCCUAAUGAACAGCAAUAAUGGGUCAGAACUCUGCAGAGGUUCUGUCGGACUCUGGAAACAUGUUUGUUCGUGUUUUUCACAUGAAGGAAUAAAUCUCUGCAGAUCGCACUUAAAAACAAACGUGUUUGAUAUGAAAACUGGAUUUCUCUCUCCUGCUCUUUUUAUUUGUCGUAUUUAAUUAUUAUUAUUAUCAUUUUUUUUUUGGACAUUAAAGACAUUCAAACAUUUA
This is a messenger RNA of Fundulus heteroclitus (mummichog), 6727 nucleotides long. It is a transcript of the gene ago3b, whose product is annotated as argonaute RISC catalytic component 3b. Gene Ontology annotation, molecular function: protein binding; RNA binding. NCBI's taxonomy places the organism in Eukaryota, Metazoa, Chordata, Actinopteri, Cyprinodontiformes, Fundulidae. Bases 271 to 2865 code for a protein of 864 amino acids. The record is from RefSeq and is a predicted model, not a curated record. The transcript has 20 exons.